Molecule: messenger RNA, 1099 nt
Organism: Puntigrus tetrazona (Sumatra barb)
Lineage: Eukaryota; Metazoa; Chordata; Actinopteri; Cypriniformes; Cyprinidae
Gene: snrpa1
Product: small nuclear ribonucleoprotein polypeptide A'
Exons: 9
Coding region: 140-997 (285 amino acids)
Biological process (GO): mRNA splicing, via spliceosome
Cellular component (GO): U2 snRNP
Molecular function (GO): protein binding; U2 snRNA binding
Source: RefSeq, a predicted model, not a curated record
CGACGAGAACAAAACAGACGCUUCCGUUUGUCGGCAGCGCGCGUGCGAACGUGAGACGUUCGUCCUAAACCUGUGACCAAACGGCCACCUCUCGCUGUUCAAACGCGUUCCUCGCGGCUCGUUCCUCUCAGCGGCGGACAUGGUGAAGCUGACGGCGGAGCUCAUCGAGCAGGCGGCGCAGUACACGAACCCUGUGCGGGACCGAGAGCUCGACCUGCGCGGCUAUAAGAUCCCCGUGCUGGAGAACCUGGGCGCCACGCUCGAUCAGUUCGAUACCGUCGAUCUGUCCGAUAACGAGAUCAGAAAACUGGAUGGCUUUCCUCUGCUGAAGAGACUCAAAACGCUGCUUCUGAACAACAACCGGAUCUGUCGAAUCGGAGAGAACCUGGAGCAGUCUUUGCCCGACCUGAGGGAGCUCGUCCUCACGAGCAACAGCAUUCAGGAGCUGGGUGACUUGGAUCCUCUCGCGACCGUGAAAUCGCUGACCCUCCUCAGCCUCCUCAGAAAUCCAGUGACCAACAAGAAACAUUACAGAUUAUACGUCAUCAAUAAAAUCCCACAGAUCCGCGUUCUGGACUUCCAGAAGGUCAAACUGAAGGAACGGCAGGAGGCGGAAAAAAUGUUCAAAGGCAAACGAGGUGCUCAGCUUGCAAAGGAUAUUGCCAAGCAAACCAAAACGUUUACUCCAGGAGCAGCGCUUCAGACUGAGAAGAAGACCGGCCCAUCGGCUGCAGAUGUGGAGGCCAUCAAGAAUGCUAUCGCUAAUGCCACGUCUCUGGCCGAAGUGGAGCGGCUGAAGGGACUCCUGCAGUCCGGACAGAUCCCGGGCCGAGAGCCGCGAUCAGGAGCGUCCGACGUGGAGGAAGAGGAGGAGGUCCAGGAGGAGAUGCAGGAGGCCGUGCCCAUGUACGAGGACAUGCAGGGAGCGGAGGGAGAACACGGGGAAGACGACGACGACGACGGCAUGCAGGAAGACAUGCAUAUGAACGGAUCUUAGAUGUGUUCGCCCGUUAUCGAUGUUUCGGAUUCGUUCGUGCUUUUUGACGCUGUGUUUGACAGCGCUUGUUUUUUUUUGUACAUUAAACGAUUGUUUUUUUUU